AUGUGGUCCAGGUCUCCGAAGUUAGUGGUAUUGGUGGAACUUACUGUCCUUUGGGAGGAGAGAGCAGAUGAAGCGUACGAGCUCAAGAAGAGAAAAUACCAAGAUCUUGCGCACACCUGUAGAGAUAGAGGUUGGAAGACUUUGGUCUUCCCAGUAGAAGUUGGAUGCAGAGGAUUUCCACCACAGUCAGUGUGGAGAAUGCUAGGAGCAGUGGACAUUAAAGGAAGAGCCCGAAAGACCGCAGCCCAUGCACUUAGAAAAGCUGCAGUGCAGAGAGAGAGCGUCAAGUUGGCUCCGGCUACGACGCAUCUUGUAGUGACUGAUCAACACUCCCUGCCCCGCUAUCUAGACGGUGUUUCGAGAUAA
Messenger RNA from Mercenaria mercenaria, 366 nucleotides. RefSeq lists its product as uncharacterized. The record is from RefSeq and is a predicted model, not a curated record. The transcript has a single exon. The coding region runs from base 1 to 366 and encodes 121 amino acids. NCBI's taxonomy places the organism in Eukaryota, Metazoa, Mollusca, Bivalvia, Venerida, Veneridae.